Molecule: messenger RNA, 3482 nt
Organism: Pan troglodytes (chimpanzee)
Lineage: Eukaryota; Metazoa; Chordata; Mammalia; Primates; Hominidae
Gene: SLC43A2
Product: solute carrier family 43 member 2
Exons: 14
Coding region: 580-2286 (568 amino acids)
Biological process (GO): transmembrane transport; neutral amino acid transport
Molecular function (GO): neutral L-amino acid transmembrane transporter activity; L-amino acid transmembrane transporter activity
Source: RefSeq, a predicted model, not a curated record
GGCGUUUGGGGCUCCCACAGCCCUGGGGUGGUGGUGGGGUUUUAUUUUUGGUUUUUAUUUUGGUAGAGAUGGUUCUCGCCAUGCUGCCCAGGCUGGUCUCAAACUCCUGUCCCCAAGUGGCCCUCCGACCUUAGCCUCCCAAACCGCUGGGAUUCCAGACGUGGACACCGCGCGGCAGCCCUGGGGUGCUAAGCCAGCCCCCCGGAGCGAGCCAGGGUGACCAAGCCCAUUCUGGGGCAGUCAGAGGGUCUUCCCGGGUCGGGUUAGUUCCUCGAAUCCGGGGGACGAAGACGGGGAGCUGAGCUUUCGGAGCCCGGGCUUAUCAGACGGGGACCCGGAGCCCCCUCGAACCCUCCCUAGCUUGUACCAGCUGGCGGACGUGGCCCGUAGCAUCGCCCUGCAGAGGGGACCUUCCCUGAAAGGGACGGGGAACGGGGUGAAGGUGGCCAGCGCGGGCAGGGAGCACCCAGAUGACGAUCAAGGGUGGAGGGUCCCCGGAGGACCGAGCAGUGCGUGAACACGGGCGGAGAAAGGUGGUGCAGAACCGGAGCCGGAGCCGGAGCCGCGCCGCGCCGCACCAUGGCGCCCACCCUGGCCACUGCCCAUCGGCGCCGCUGGUGGAUGGCCUGCACGGCCGUGCUGGAGAACCUCCUCUUCUCGGCAGUCCUCCUGGGCUGGGGCUCGCUGCUCAUCAUGCUCAAGUCGGAGGGCUUUUACUCCUACCUGUGUACCGAGCCAGAGAAUGUCACCAAUGGCACAGUGGGCAGCACAGCAGAGCCGGGGCACGAGGAGGUGAGCUGGAUGAACGGCUGGCUCAGCUGCCAGGCCCAGGACGAGAUGCUAAAUUUGGCCUUCACUGUGGGCUCCUUUCUGCUCAGUGCCAUCACCCUGCCCCUGGGUAUCGUCAUGGACAAGUAUGGCCCGAGGAAGCUCAGGCUGCUGGGCAGCGCCUGCUUCGCGGUUUCCUGCUUGCUGAUUGCGUAUGGAGCAAGUAAACCAAACGCUCUCUCCGUGCUCAUCUUCAUCGCCCUGGCUCUGAAUGGCUUUGGUGGGAUGUGUAUGACCUUCACCUCAUUAACGCUGCCCAACAUGUUCGGCGACCUUCGGUCCACGUUUAUUGCCUUGAUGAUUGGGUCCUACGCCUCCUCGGCAGUCACCUUUCCAGGAAUCAAGCUCAUCUAUGAUGCUGGUGUCUCCUUCAUCGUCAUCCUCGUGGUCUGGGCCGGCUGUUCCGGGCUGGUUUUCCUCAACUGCUUCUUUAACUGGCCCCUUGAGCCCUUCCCGGGGCCGGAGGACAUGGACUACUCGGUGAAGAUCAAGUUCAGCUGGCUGGGCUUUGACCACAAGAUCACAGGGAAGCAGUUCUACAAGCAGGUGACCACGGUGGGCCGGCGCCUGAGUGUGGGCAGCUCCAUGAGGAGCGCCAAGGAGCAGGUGGCGCUGCAGGAGGGCCACAAGCUGUGCCUGUCCACCGUCGACCUGGAGGUGAAGUGCCAGCCGGAUGCCGCAGCGGCCCCCUCCUUCAUGCACAGCGUGUUCAGCCCCAUCCUGCUGCUCAGCCUGGUCACCAUGUGCGUCACGCAGCUGCGGCUCAUCUUCUACAUGGGGGCUAUGAACAACAUCCUGAAGUUCCUGGUCAGCGGCGACCAGAAGACAGUUGGCCUCUACACCUCCAUCUUCGGUGUGCUCCAGCUGCUGUGCCUGCUGACGGCCCCCGUCAUCGGCUACAUCAUGGACUGGAGGCUGAAGGAGUGUGAAGACGCCUCCGAGGAGCCCGAGGAGAAAGACGCCAACCAAGGCGAGAAGAAAAAGAAGCGGGACCGGCAGAUCCAGAAGAUCACCAAUGCCAUGCGGGCCUUCGCCUUCACCAACCUGCUGCUCGUGGGCUUUGGGGUGACCUGCCUCAUUCCCAACCUGCCUCUCCAGAUCCUCUCCUUCAUCCUGCACACAAUCGUGCGAGGAUUUAUCCACUCCGCUGUCGGGGGCCUGUACGCCGCCGUGUACCCCUCCACCCAGUUCGGCAGCCUCACGGGACUGCAGUCUCUGAUCAGCGCGCUCUUCGCCCUUCUGCAGCAGCCGCUGUUUCUGGCCAUGAUGGGUCCUCUCCAGGGAGACCCUCUGUGGGUGAACGUGGGGCUGCUCCUUCUCAGCCUGCUGGGCUUCUGCCUCCCGCUCUACCUGAUCUGCUACCGGCGCCAGCUGGAGCGGCAGCUGCAGCAGAGGCAGGAGGAUGACAAACUCUUCCUCAAGAUCAACGGCUCGUCCAACCAGGAGGCCUUCGUGUAGUGGCUGCCGCCUCGGAACUGCGGUCUCCUGCCUGUGCUUCAGUGACUGACCCCUGUCCUGCCCCUCCAGAGUACCCCACGCACCCCCAGGACCUUCGCCGUCUCCAUGCCAGCGUUCACGCUCCCUCCCGGGGCCCUGCCUCGGAGCUCUGUGGUGGAAGGACGGGAGAGGGCCCCGGACAUGCGAGUUUUCUCCUGCCGAACGCAGGGGCUGCCCUGACUUUGCUCUGCCGCCCCCUGGGGACCCGGGGCCUGGGGUCUCUGUGGUGCCUGCAGGAGGAGCCAGGAACGCCCGGCAGGCAGGCGCUCUGCCAGUGUCUGGAUUCUGCCUCUUGCCAAAGCAGAGGGGGCUGCCAUCCCCUGCCUGCCACCUGCCCCUCGGCUGCAUGCCCACAGCCAUACCUGCCUGAGGACAAAGGCUUGCACUGUCUCGCCCGCGCCUGGCCCCCACCCCCUCCCCGGCCAGUCUGAGGCUGCCUGAGGAAGGAAGGACCCGCUUCCUGUUGUUGGUGCUAAUUCCUUUGUAAUUCCAGCCCCCUGUCGCCUGUCCAGGGCCUGCCCACCCGUUGGAGGCCGGUGGAGAAGCCCCACCUGGCUUAUGCCCUGGAGAGGUUUUAGCGGGCUGGGUGGACCCCUCGCCUCCUCCCCGAGGGCCAAUGCCGCGGACACGUUUUCACUGUCACCCUCAUUCUGUCUGCCGCCUGAAGGGAAUUUGAGGACCGCCGCCAGGGCACCCCCUACAUACACACAGCUGCUUUUGUGGAGGUGGACGAAAGGCUGUGGCCGGCAGACACGGAGGUCCAGGCUGGGGUGGGGACGUGGGUGGGUCCGAGGGGUGUGUGGGGUCGGGUGGGCUCUAGGAGUUAGCCCUUAUCCCCACUGACCAGGCGGGAGCCGCCAGGCCUGCAGCUGGGCCAGUGCCCAGGAGCCAUCCUGGCGUGGGGCCAGGAGCUUGUCCAAGGCCACAGGCCCACAGCACCCCCUGCCGGCGGGCUCCGUGGGGCCCUGGAGCUGAUGACGGGGGAGGCCCGUCCGCCUGGCCCACCAACCCGCCCACCUUGACUGCCCCCAGAAGUGUGUCUUGAGACCUCCUGGGCGUGCUUAGAGGGGUGAGUUGAUGUUUGGAUUUUUAGUUAUUUUCUCUUCAGUUUUAUUAGACUUCUUUUUUAUAAAGCAAUAAAUCCACUUUCCUCCGGG